Messenger RNA from Chiloscyllium plagiosum (whitespotted bambooshark), 332 nucleotides. The record is from RefSeq and is a predicted model, not a curated record. Lineage: Eukaryota; Metazoa; Chordata; Chondrichthyes; Orectolobiformes; Hemiscylliidae.
CCCUCCAGGUGAUGGAGUACAAUGUUCCGGGUGGGAAGAGGAACCGGGGUCUCUCGGUGCUGGCCUCAUUUCGGGCGCUUGCUGGCCCCAUGCUGCAGACCCAGGAGAAUAUCCACAGGGUGCUCAUCGUCGGCUGGUGCGUGGAGCUGCUCCAAGCAUUUUUCCUGGUGGCAGAUGACAUCAUGGAUCAGUCCAUCACCAGGAGAGGCCGGGUCUGUUGGUAUCGAAAGGUAGGGAUUGUGUCACUGACCGUCCAGAGUUCACAGUCACUGGAUCAAAACAUCGUUCCUACAGGCCCUAAUAUCAGCAGGACAGGACGGGGGUCUGUGUCU